AUGGGUUCAAACAGAGGUUUGUUCCCCGCUAUAAAUUCAGCUCAACGAGCAGCCAAUGCAACAACCACAUCUAGUGCUGCAGCAAACCAACGGAAGAAAGUAAUUUUACAACCAGGUCAUUCGCCACUUGAUUGGGCUCAAUUAAAUAGAACUCAACCACGACACAAGUUACGAGGAGUUCCUGCCAAUACUCCACCACCACAAUAUAUUUCGAUAAAUAAACAAGAAUUACAAAAACACAAGAGUUUACAAGAUUGUUGGACUUGUAUUAAUGGUAAAGUUUAUAAUAUCACUCCAUAUAUAAAUUUUCACCCUGGUGGUGUUGAAGAAAUCAUGAAAUGUGCUGGUAAAGAUGGAACCAGUCUUUUCAAUAAAUAUCAUAGUUGGGUUAAUGUUGAUAGAAUGUUGGAAAAUUGUAUUGUAGGAGUGUUUCAUAGAGAUUAA
This is a messenger RNA of Candida albicans SC5314, 444 nucleotides long. RefSeq lists its product as uncharacterized. The coding region runs from base 1 to 444 and encodes 147 amino acids. Gene Ontology annotation, molecular function: heme binding. The transcript has a single exon. The record is from RefSeq and is a predicted model, not a curated record. Lineage: Eukaryota; Fungi; Ascomycota; Pichiomycetes; Serinales; Debaryomycetaceae.